Messenger RNA from Striga hermonthica, 251 nucleotides. The record is from the annotation of a GenBank genome assembly. Lineage: Eukaryota; Viridiplantae; Streptophyta; Magnoliopsida; Lamiales; Orobanchaceae.
GCAAAGUCAAUAAUAAUCUAUACGCAAUCAUAACAUGGGGGAACAUAUCCAUAUCUUUUCCAAAUUGUAUUAUUUUAAUGGAUGUCCAUGGCUCAUUUUUUUCAUAUGAUCCCUUCGGUAACAUUAGUUGCAAUACUUGUAAUUCUGAACAUAAGCAUUUUCCAUCAAUGUCCGAAACAUCAUUAACUUUUAAAGCCACUUCAAGGUUCAUACAAGAUAUUUUCAAUUCUUCAUCAUCCAAUGAAACUAAA